UCUUAGCGCAAGAGACUUAAGCCGGCACCUCUCAAGGUACCUCAAGGUACUGCUCAAGGUCUCUGAAAAUAUUGUACCAUUGAAAAAAAAAGGUUACAGCAGGCACACGACUUCUGCGCUCGCCUUGAGCCACGGACGGACAAUCGGGAGUUAAAGAGGCGAAGGAUAGGAACCCGCGGACCAGGCACUCAGACCAGCGGAACAGAAUGAGAAUCGAGAGGAUAACGCAAGGCAACGAUCAUCGGUAACAGGCUCAUUGCCAAGGUACCUCAAGGUACAGCCAAGGUAUUACGAGAUAGCCUGGACAGGCGUGUCCGGUGCAAUUAUCGAAACGCAUAGCUGAACGAAAAGGAAAGGAAUCGGAAAAAGGGAAGGCAAUGACGAAGGAGAAGGAACGUUACGUGUGGCGUAGCAUGUGAUCGGUCCGAGCAGUGAGAGUGAACGAGGAGGGAGAGAGAUAUAGACCAGGUAACGGCAGGUAGAGGUCUCUAGGUACGUGGACCAGGUUACCAGGGCUCGGAGAGACAGCCAGGAGGCAGACGAGGAAGGAAGGAAGGUGAACGAAACGGAGGUUGAAUCGGGCGCUCCAUACGCACCCCACCAUCUUCUUGUUCCUUGCGUCUGGCUUCGCGCUCUGGCGAAGGACCAAGCGCCGGAUGAACCCCACCUAAUCUCCCUUCACCUUCGUCACGAGAAACCCGAGGAAUUUCGUCCUCACUACGCGAUCCGUACCUCAUUACCCGGUACGCCCGGUACAUACCUUAGGCAUGACCACCUACCACCUUCAACCACCACCUACCCACGACGUCCUUACCACCUCGCCGAGCGCCUUCCUUCCUACCUGCCACCAGGUAGACGGCACCCCACCUCACGACGUCGGCUUCAGGCUUGCAUCUCAAAAGGAGGUGAAUGCGCGCGGGACUGUACCAUUGGGCAAGGAAUUGGGGCAGGAGCCAAUAGUGAGCCGCGAGGUGGAGCGAUAGGUUUUAAAUAGGUGUGCAGGGACUCGGAGUUCGAGUAAACGAUAUUAGUAGAAAUUAGGAUAGUGCUCCAGUUGUGGUGGUAGUUCUCCACGGGGAUUGCGGUGUAACACUAACCAAGUGACAGUCCUGAUAGAGUGGCCGGCAAAGUCGUCAGUUGCCGCUGAGCCAGUGCCUCAGCCACCAGUCCGUAAGGAGCUGCCCCAGCCAUGAGGUCCUACGGAACUCACCUGACACUCGUACUACUGGCCCUCUUCGUCCUUUAUACCGAGGACGGAACGGCAGUUCGCGUAUCAACCACCACCGCCAAGAGGAAGAAAGAAGUCUCCUCAGCAACCGGGGACCAAUCGGCGGCUUCGUCCUUCUGGAGUCCUGCCAUCAAAACUGGAAAUGUAUUCGAUCAGGAUGAUACGUCACGUUUCUUCUCCUCUUCUCAUGGACUGGUCCAAACGCAUCCGUCUGGAUUUCAAAGUGGAUUUGGGGGUAUUGAUAACCUGGGAAGUCGUGGAGUGACUGUCAGGCCACCCAGGACAAGGCCCUUGGAUUAUUCCGAAAGGGCCACCGCUGAAUUACGUAGGAACCCUUCGUUGUCCGCCCCUGAUGAAUGUGCACGUGCUUGUCGUGACGGUGAACCACCCAAGAUCUGUUAUUAUCACUUCACUCUUGAAUACUACACUGUACUUGGAGCUGCCUGUCAGGUAUGCACACCCAAUGCUACCAACACUGUCUGGAGCCAUUGUCAAUGUGUCCUGGCUGAUGGUGUUGAAAGAGGUAUACUCACAGCUAACAGAAUGAUACCAGGACCCAGCAUCCAAGUCUGUGAAGGCGAUAAGGUCGUUAUCGAUGUGGAGAAUCAUAUGGAAGGCAUGGAAGUGACACUUCAUUGGCAUGGACUCUGGCAGAGGGGUUCUCAGUAUUAUGAUGGUGUACCGUUUGUAACCCAGUGCCCAAUUCAGGAAGGCACUACCUUCAGAUACCAAUGGACAGCCGGAAACGCAGGUACUCACUUCUGGCAUGCUCACACUGGACUUCAAAAAAUGGAUGGUCUUUACGGCAGCAUAGUGGUACGGCAGCCACCGGCAAAGGAUCCCAACAGUAAUCUCUACGAUUACGAUCUGACUACACAUGUCAUCCUUAUCAGUGAUUGGAUGCACGAGGACACUGCCGAGAGAUAUCCAGGUCGUCUAGCUGUUAAUACUGGUCAGGAUCCGGAAACUGUCCUGAUUAACGGAAAGGGUCAAUUCAGAGAUCCCAAUACUGGAUUCAUGACGAAUACACCUUUGGAAGUCUUCACCAUCACACCAGGACGUCGUUACCGUUUCCGUAUGAUCAACUCCUUUGGAUCUGUCUGUCCAGCUCAGAUCACGUUCCAAGAUCAUACGUUGACUCUUAUCGCUGCUGAUGGCGAACCGGUUCAUCCUGUUAAUGUGAAUACCAUUAUCUCCUUCUCUGGUGAACGUUACGAUUUCGUAAUUAAUGCUGAUCAACCUAUUGGAGCAUACUGGAUCCAGCUGCGUGGACUUGGCGAAUGUGGUAUCAAGCGUGCUCAACAAUUGGGUAUUUUGAGGUAUGCACGUGGUCCUUAUCAACCUGAUUCUAUUUCACCGACGUAUGACCUUGGUCUUCCACAGGGUGUGGUUCUCAAUCCACUGGACGCCAUUUGCAACAGACCGCGCGAGGACGCUGUGUGCAUCAAUCAGCUGAAGAAUGCACGUCACAUCGAUGAAGGUAUUCUUCAGGAACGUCCUGACGUCAAGAUCUUCUUGCCAUUCCGUUUCCUAUUCUACAGACCGGAAGAAGUCUUCCAACCCAAUACCUACAAUCGUUACUUGGUUGCACCCACCGGGGAUCAUGUGAUAUCUCUUGUUGACGAAAUAUCCUUCACUUUCCCACCGUCGCCGCCACUUUCCCAAAUUGACGACAUCCCGCCCGAGCAAUUCUGCAAUGGCGACAAUAGACCAGCUGACUGCGGAGCAAAUUGCAUGUGCACACAUAAGGUUGACAUUCCGUUGAACGCCAUUGUCGAAGUCGUACUGGUUGACGAAGUGCAACAGCCAAAUCUCUCGCAUCCCUUCCAUCUUCAUGGUUAUGCGUUUAACGUUAUCGGUAUGGGCCGAUCGCCUGAUAGGAACGUUAAGAAAAUUAAUUUGAAACACGCCCUGGAUCUUGACAGAAGAGGUUUGCUCCAUCGAGAAUUUAAUCUGCCACCGUCCAAGGACACCAUUGCUGUGCCAAAUAAUGGAUACGUUGUCUUUCGGUUCCGUGCAAAUAAUCCUGGAUACUGGCUCUUCCAUUGUCAUUUCCUCUUCCAUAUAGUUAUCGGUAUGAACCUGGUCCUUCACGUUGGCACGCAUGCGGAUCUUCCGCCGGUCCCACCAAACUUCCCAAUGUGCGGCGAUCAUCUAGCUCCGAUUACGCCACCCUUGCCAAUCGAUGACAACUCUUUUCACUGACCAUAAGCCGACAUGAAUUGAGCUCAGAAGCUGAGACACACGGGUCCAAAGCAUAUUAAUACUUGUAGUAUACUCGUGUAUAGUAGCCUACCCAAGUAUCACGUAUUUCUUUUUUUACAUUGAAAAUGUCGCGAAUCUCGGGGACGAAUUUUUUUUUUUUUUAACUAGACGAACCGAGUGACGCGAAUUAACGAGGAUACGAUUGACGAGUUGUUCUGUUUUCUCUAUGACUUUUUUAAUCCGUUCCUUUUAUUUUCUUCUCUUUCCUUUCUCUUUCUUACUCUCUCACUUCUCUCGUUUUCCUUUCCUUAUCUUUUACCUUCUUCUCCUCGACGAACUGAUAUGCAAUUCGUUAUUCUCCUUUGCGACAACACUUUGACUCGUCCAUGAAGAAUCACGACCCCGAGACGAUAAACGGCUCCGCGUUAACGAUCCGUCGAUAUUUAUUUAACUUGAGAUGUUUUGCGUGUUUUAUUUCUUUCUAUAUCUUACGAUACUCGAUUGUUCGUAUUUAUGGUGAGAUUAUUCCAGAGUACAUUGAUUACUCGUAUUCAGUAAUAUUGUAGCUAGUCGUAUAAUCACAUUGGAAGUAUAUUAAAAAAAGACAGUCUUUAUAUUUAAUGAUUCCACAGAAUCGUUAAUACCAGUCGCAGUUUAUUUGUGUAUUAUAUUUGAAAUAAUUAAAACCAAAUAAGACACAUAAAAUAUCUCGAAGGGACACGUGCGAAUGUUACUAACAUAAUUUUGUAAAUAAUGUAGGUAUAGCUAUUACGCGUAAUGUAUUAAAUAACGAGGUAGUAGCGGGAAGUAGUCAGAGAAACCGCGAAGUAUAAUUUGACAAUCGAAAAUUUUAUCAAAGACUCGCGAUCAAAGAUCAGUUCACUGUAUCAGACAAGUGAUAAAUCAUUUUUUCGCACAUUGCGCGACAAUCAGUCUAAUUUUUAUCGAUCCUCAUGCUGAUUCCGUCAAUCUCUCGUGUCAACAUUGUGAAUUGGGUUUAAAAACAGGCAAAAAUCAAGGUCGACGGAAAAGAAAUUUUUUCCACAAGGUUCUAUCCAUAUCGGAUAAUUAUACUUGACGAAUCAUUGUUUGCCGUAUCGCGCAUUAGCAAUUAUGGAUCAUAAUUAAAUGAUCCGCAUAGGCUUAUAUUGAAUCAUGGUGCCUCCAUUCUUACUCUUUAUAGAAACAAAAAAAAACUUAUUGAUUACCAAUAAAUGCAAUUCACAACGCAGAGAAACGCUUUUUUCGACGCUCCAGAUUCCACGGGGAUGUGUGUGUAUGUACAUAUAAGUACAAAAUGUGAGGAAAUCUAUGAAAAAUUAUAAGAAUAAAAGUCAAAAUUAUUAAUGAAAAAUAUGAACGCAAUACGUACGAGUAGAAUUAUAUACGUACCGCGUUUCAUUUAUUUUCAAACAGAAUGUAGGAUUUGUUCACAACGAUCAUAUGUAUAGUAAAUUAUCCCGUGGGGUGAAGCAUCCUGUGACGCGAUAAGUUCGGUAAUGAUAACUUUAACGACACUCGAUGAGAAUUCUCGUGCUCUGAUAAUCGCACAGGUAAUUGCGUCGAAUAAAUGAUAAUAUUGAUUAGAUCAAUAUUUAUUAUGCACGAUUGUGAUGCGACGUUUUUUUAAAACGAACGGUCGUUCGAGCAGUGAGAUGCCGUCCAUGUCAGCUGCUCCCGACCGCUCGUCCCAUACAUUAUUCAUUAUUCUCAAAAAGAAAGUGUAUUUUUUAGUAAUAAAGUUGUUUAAAAAAA
This is a messenger RNA of Cephus cinctus (wheat stem sawfly), 5188 nucleotides long. Its product is annotated as laccase-5. The transcript is spliced from 11 exons. The coding region runs from base 1190 to 3433 and encodes 747 amino acids. Gene Ontology annotation, cellular component: plasma membrane. NCBI's taxonomy places the organism in Eukaryota, Metazoa, Arthropoda, Insecta, Hymenoptera, Cephidae. Gene Ontology annotation, molecular function: copper ion binding; oxidoreductase activity. The record is from RefSeq and is a predicted model, not a curated record. Gene Ontology annotation, biological process: iron ion transport.